UGCGUGUGCAGGAAUUGCCGACAACGCCGGCGAGUGGGACUACGAGUCCCCAUAGGCCUCUGCGUGACUCCGGCUGGGCAGGAUUCCGGACAACGCCUGGUUCCUCUCGGGUCCUUCCGGCGUCGCCGGAGUGAAUUGAUCUGGGAGUUGAAGAGGGCUCCAAAGGUGGCAAGUGAAGUCAGUGCCUCAGUUGCCGGUCAGCAUAUGUUUUGUGCCCUGUUCUUUUAUCACAAAAAAAGAGAAGAAAGGCUGCAGUGAAUGACGAUUCCUCUGCAUUUUAGCACUUCUUUUUCUACUGUAGUUGGCUUUUGAAUGAGGAUGACAAUGGAAGAGAUGAAGAAUGAAGCUGAGACCACUUCCAUGGUUUCUAUGCCCCUCUAUGCAGUCAUGUAUCCUGUGUUUAAUGAGCUAGAACGAGUAAACCUGUCUGCAGCUCAGACACUGAGAGCGGCUUUCAUUAAGGCUGAAAAAGAAAAUCCAGGACUCACACAAGACAUCAUUAUGAAAAUUUUAGAGAAAAAAAGUGUAGAAGUCAACUUCACAGAGUCCCUUCUUCGAAUGGCAGCUGAUGAUGUAGAAGAGUAUAUGAUUGAACGACCGGAGCCAGAAUUCCAGGACCUAAACGAAAAGGCACGAGCACUUAAACAGAUUCUCAGUAAGAUCCCAGAUGAGAUCAAUGACAGAGUGAGGUUUCUGCAGACAAUCAAGGAUAUAGCUAGUGCAAUAAAAGAACUUCUUGAUACAGUGAACAGCGUCUUCAAGAAAUAUCAAUACCAGAACCGCAGGGCACUUGAACACCAAAAGAAAGAAUUUGUAAAGUACUCGAAAAGUUUCAGUGAUACUCUGAAAACCUAUUUUAAAGAUGGCAAGGCAAUAAAUGUGUUCAUAAGUGCCAACCGACUAAUUCAUCAAACCAACUUGAUACUUCAGACCUUCAAAACUGUGGCCUGAAAGUUGUAUAUGUUAAGAGAUGUACUUCUCAGUGGCAGUAUUGGACUGCCUUUAUCUGUAAAUUUUAAAGUUUGACUGUAUAAAUUAUCAGUCCCUCCUGAAGGGAUCUAAUAAUCCAGGAUGUUGAAUGGGAUUAUUGCCAUCUUACACCAUAUUUUUGUAAAAUGUAGCUUAAUCAUAAUCUCACACUGAAGAUUUUGCAUCACUUUUGCUAUUAUCAUUCUUUUAAGAAUUAUAAGCCAAAAGAAUUUACGCCUUAAUGUGUCAUUAUAUAACAUUCCUUAAAAGAAUUGUAAAUAUUGGUGUUUGUUUCUGACAUUUUAACUUGAAAGCGAUAUGCUGCAAGAUAAUGUAUUUAACAAUAUUUGGUGGCAAAUAUUCAAUAAAUAGUUUACAUCUGUUAAA
This is a messenger RNA of Kogia breviceps (pygmy sperm whale), 1356 nucleotides long. It is a transcript of the gene PDCD10, whose product is annotated as programmed cell death 10. The record is from RefSeq and is a predicted model, not a curated record. NCBI's taxonomy places the organism in Eukaryota, Metazoa, Chordata, Mammalia, Artiodactyla, Physeteridae. Gene Ontology annotation, molecular function: protein kinase binding. Gene Ontology annotation, cellular component: membrane; FAR/SIP/STRIPAK complex. Gene Ontology annotation, biological process: regulation of Golgi organization; vesicle-mediated transport; positive regulation of MAP kinase activity.